GUACCCUAGCACAGUGUAAGAGACGAAAGGUCUUGGUCCGGUCGGGUCCGAGUCCGCUUCCCCGAGUCAUCUUCUGCCACCCGCCUCCCCGUGAGCUAUUGGCCUUUCCUUACUCUCGCCGCCAGCCCGCCGGUGCGCCCUCAACGGCCCGCGGCUUGCCGGAAUCCGUCCCGUGUCGAUCGUCAAGUCCGAGCACCGCGGGGAUGGGGAAGAAGGAGGCCCGGGAGGCAGCCUCGAGACCCUCGACGAUUGGAUUCACUCGGCCGCCUCCCGCUCCAGUUCAAAACGGGGGGUUUGUUGUAUUAAAUCUGGAUGGCACUCCCGAAGACGUAAGAAUAAGUUGGCGUGCCACUGUCGGCGUACAGAUUGUGGUGUUUCAAUUCAACGCCAGACCGAUAUCAAUUUGGUCACGAAGCCAGAAGAAGUUGCAUGUUGCCGCAAUCUGGACACUUCUUAGUUACUUGCAUUUCGGAGGGAAAUGGCUUUGUGCAGUAAUUCAUGGGCCAUCUGGCUACCUAGAUGGAUACACAACGCAAAGCACAGGAGAAGGUCUCAGAGUAAAAGAAAAUAUGUCUGAUAAGAAAGGAUCUAGAGGAAUAUACAUAGAAAGGUCUGAGUUGCUUCCAUGGGACGGUGGCUACAUGUACGCUGCGAAAUGCCGUGUUGGACAUUUGGGUUUGAUAAACUCAUUUUCAAGCAUCUAUAAGACUGUUCAAGGCAUUGGUCCCGAGCUUAAGGAUCAGACAGUGAUAUCCCAUGGAGAAACACUCAUCCUCCAUAUCUCAGAGGCAGGAAGGUCUGACAUUUUAUUUUCUUUUAUCGAUAGCAAUUUCAUCUCCGGAUGCCUCCUGGGCAACGACCUUCUUUAUUCCGCCAGACACUGGAGGUCGAAAUCUGAAAAACCACUGCGCAAAAUGGAGGAAGUAUAUUCACCUGAGCUUGCGGAUAAGAGUAAAGGAAGGAUGAUAAAUCAAGGAGCCCCCAGGUCUGAGGGUAGGAGGAUAGCUAAGUUUGCUGAUAAGAAGAAAGGAAAUAUGGCAGAUGAAGGAGCAAAGCUGGUAGAUAAGAAGGGAAGGAUAGCAGAUGAAGAAAAAGAAUAUGGAGUUGAGCUUGAGGAAGAAUUGUCUGUUCUCGAAGACAUCAGACUGCUCCAUAAGCCGAAUUACACACGUGAAUUGUUCUGCCUGGAUAAGAUGGUUGUACAUCUUGCUGCAGGGCGCCCGGUGAGCAAUGCAUUAGAAGAAUAUCUGAGGCCCCGGGCGUCAGAUCCGGAUUCAGAGUAUCUUGUCACGCCAUUCAGCAAGUUUAAUCGUUCCCAGGAGGAAAAGAAAAAAGAAACUAACCCAGACAUUGAGAAAACAACUAGCGACAUGAAACGCCUGCGUGCUAAGUUGUCAGAUAAUCUGCAUAAAAGCCUAAACGCCGUACCCAAUGUUAACAUGGCAGUAAACAGAGCAGGCAUUGCAAAUCUUGGAAAUACAUGCUACGCAAGUUGCACUUUGCAAUCUCUGCAUUCGAUUGGGGAACUCAAAUCUGCAUUGUAUAGCUAUCCAGACGAUGUGCAGGUUAAUGAGGAUCAAAAAUCACAUAAUUUGACUAUUGCCACGCGAAACAUGUUCCAUGAGCUUGAUCAAAAUACUGGUACUGUUCAGCCCCAGCACUUCUUACAGACGCUACGGGAAUCAUCCCCACAGUUCAAAGAAAAGGAAGGUGAUGGGUACAGGCAACAGGAUGCCGCGGAAUGCUGGACACUUUUGGUGAAUACAAUUUCAUCGACUCUUACAACACAAGCAAGUGAUCCAGCAUCUGCACCAAUAAAAAAUAUUUUCAAGAUUGAUCUUCUGGAGAGGCACCACUGCACAGCGAAUGGUGAGGAUAAAGAAUACAAAAAUUCAGUUUAUGAUCUGAAGUGUUCUAUCUCUGAUCGUGUACAUCACCUCAACGAAGGACUUAAGCUCCUACUUAAAAAUUCAGUUCGAGCGUGCUGGUAUCCGAGAAGGAAGGCAAAUAAAAAUGAAAAAUGAAGUGCAAUAUCCAUUGGAGUUGGAUGUUCUCGACUUUUGUUCAGCUGAGCUCAAAACUAAAAUCCAAGCUUGUCGACAGCAGUUGAUAGGUGCAGAAAAUGCUGGGUGCAACUCACUGAGUACUCAUGUGGAAUCAUCUUCAUCAGAUAUGUACAAAGGCAAGUAAUGUUUUGAAAUUUUGUUGUUGGCAUGGAUUAUGAGUCCAAGGACUCGUCAAGACUAGUCUAUAGACUAGUCUAUGAGUCUCAACUCCAGGACCGACUACAGUUCAGUGUCGACUAGUGUCAAUUAGUCAUGCUUAGUCUAUGAGUCUCAACCUCGGAACGACUCGUCGACUCAUCGACUCGUAAACCUUGUGUUAGAGUUAUAAUAUAAGUCAUGUAUACCCCUUUGUAUUUAUCCCGUAGUAUAAGGGGUUUCCUGCAUAUGUACCACACCUGUACAUGUAUAUAUAUUGGCCUAUGGCCUCAUGGGAAUACAAGUUGCUUAUUCCUAACAUGGUAUUAGAGCUAGGUCAAUUUUUUGCACGCUGCAACUCGUGCUAUUGAUCUGUCCCGAUCUGAGUCGGCCGACGUCGCCGUCCUCCUGCUCGAAGUCGUCGUCGACUGCGGCUCCUCCCGCUCGAAGCUCCCUCCCGCUCCCGCGGAGUCGGCCGCUCCCUCCCGCUCCCGCUCGAAGCUCCCUCCUGCUCCCGCGGAGUUGGCCGCCGCUGCUCCUGCUCGUCCGCCCCUCCCGCGACUGCCGUUCGUCGCCGCGGCCGCUCCCGCCCGACGACUCCCUCCCGCUCGAAGUAGGCCGCCGCCGCCGCUCUCCCCGGCUCGGCCACCGCGACCUGCGGGCCCCCGUACCCGGGCGGCUCCUUCCCGUUGCCCCGCCAGGCUCCUCUGCUUCCGCCCGGUGCCCGGGCAGCUCCCGCUCGAGCCCUCUCGCCGGUUCGAUCUCCUCAUGUUCGGCUGGGCUGCCGUCUGCGGUUUGUCCU
This is a messenger RNA of Aegilops tauschii subsp. strangulata, 3003 nucleotides long. RefSeq lists its product as uncharacterized. NCBI's taxonomy places the organism in Eukaryota, Viridiplantae, Streptophyta, Magnoliopsida, Poales, Poaceae. Gene Ontology annotation, biological process: regulation of proteasomal protein catabolic process; proteasome-mediated ubiquitin-dependent protein catabolic process; protein deubiquitination. Gene Ontology annotation, molecular function: cysteine-type deubiquitinase activity; proteasome binding. The record is from RefSeq and is a predicted model, not a curated record.